AUGUCUUACGAACCAAGCAGUUCAGAAAGCGAUUCACGUUGCACCAGCCCUGAUAGCUGUGACGACUCUAGUCUUCAUUCAACGCUGAAAUAUCACUGCAUUGACAAGUCGAAAAGACUAAAGGCAAGUGCAAGGGAGAGAAAACGCAGACACGUAUUAAAUGUUGCAUUGGAUUCCCUACGACUCAAAGUUUCCUGCUUGAACCAAAAUCCGCAGAAAUUAUCGAAAAUCGAGGUUUUACGACUGGCCAUCGACUAUAUAGCAAUGCUGACUUGUUACCUGGAUUCAACAAACAAUGGGUACUACCCCACCCCUGCUCCUACGAGGGGACCAUUUCAGCCAACCUCCUUCAGUCAACAUCAUUCGGUACCUUCUGGUUACUCUUUUCUUCAAGAUUUAAGCAGACAGAAUGCGGGUUAUCCGGAGUCUUCAAGCAGUUCGGAGUUUGACAUCUAUAUCAGUGGCUUGAGUGCGAACUGA
Rhopilema esculentum is the source of this 480-nucleotide messenger RNA. Its product is annotated as neurogenic differentiation factor 4. The record is from RefSeq and is a predicted model, not a curated record. Gene Ontology annotation, molecular function: DNA-binding transcription factor activity, RNA polymerase II-specific; protein dimerization activity; E-box binding. Gene Ontology annotation, biological process: axon development; sensory organ development; positive regulation of transcription by RNA polymerase II. Lineage: Eukaryota; Metazoa; Cnidaria; Scyphozoa; Rhizostomeae; Rhizostomatidae. Gene Ontology annotation, cellular component: nucleus.